AUGUGCGCGUCCAAUUCGUCAGAGGUUCCAUCCCCGCCCCGGCCACGCGACGCCAACACAUUUCCCCCCAAUCUCUCCCAAGUUGUUCUAGUGUGCUUGGUGGCAGUUCUGAUCGAUUACCCUGUAGCCUACGUGCCAGCGUCCCCGCAGCAAUCGCACUUUCUCGGCGGAGAACCUCUCGACGUGUACCAGGUCACAAUCACGUUGUCGGAGCCUGCUUCCGCGGCUCCUUCUCCCCAUUUUCAUAUUUUUCUCAAAUUUUCUUGCCCGGCGGUUUUAAGCGCGCAAUAUGAACAGCUCAAGCCAGCAAGCAUGGUUUCCAACUUGAAGGACCGGUUUAAACACCGCCUGGAAAAUGUAGGAGCUGAAAUGCAAAUACAGCAGAGCAUGGAAACGCUUGAUCGUGUAGCUUUAUGA
Molecule: messenger RNA, 417 nt
Organism: Coniophora puteana RWD-64-598 SS2
Lineage: Eukaryota; Fungi; Basidiomycota; Agaricomycetes; Boletales; Coniophoraceae
Exons: 1
Coding region: 1-417 (138 amino acids)
Source: RefSeq, a predicted model, not a curated record